GGUUGGAUAUCCACAAGGAGUCUACAAUCGAAACACAUCUCUUCAUACUUCCACAAGACGAUAUAGACCCGACCUUUCAUACUUGGCAUUGGAUGCCUGCCUUGCGAGAGGAGAGGAAAAGGGUCCCGAUAAUGAUGACGAUCCAGGGGAAGAACUAGUUUCAAAAUUGACAUGGACGUAUGGAAAUUGCCCAUAUAUAUUCGGGUAUCAUGCAAAAUGUGCCACAGUGACAUACUGUUAUUUGUACACUGAAGGUGAAGAGAUUAAGCGUAAGGAUCUGAUCACAGUUAACCUAAAUGAAUUGGAAGGACGCCUCCAAGCUUUCGCUAUCGGAAGGAACAUUGGCCGACUAUUGCCUCUACUUCGUCAAACCCUCCCAGGGUAUUUCCAGCGGGAGUUUACCAUACUUCACCGAUCAGGUGGCAAGGUGGUCGAGUUUAUGCAAGCGGUAGUUGUCAAACGCUACCCUGAGGUGGCAUUUGUUAAUAAUCUCAAGGCCUAUUAUGAUAUAAUGGCUAAGAACCAAGUUCCUUUCAUUGAUCGAUUGGUGCACAUAAACACUGAGGAGGGGAAAACCCCAUUCGUGAUCCUUUCUCCAAAGGGCAUGGUGCAUAAACCACAAUCAUUAGAAAAACUAAUCAUAGCAUUGUAUUGUGUAUUAACUGCCCUUAAGUCUCUUCACAGCUUGAAGAUCAUGCAUCGUGACAUUCGCUGGGAGAAUGUGCUGAAGAAUAUUGAGAAGGACAGAUGGUUUAUUAUUGACUUCGAUGAUGCGUGUUCUUCACCUUCGUCUAUUCCUCACAACGCAUUGGCUUACGAGAGCCAUGCACCAGAGAUUUUUACUGGCGUUCAUGAUACGAGCGUGGAUAUCUGGUCGGUUGGGUAUCUCAUUCUGACAACGUCUGUGAAACACGAACCAUUAAUCGAUUACGCAAAGAAGAUGAUGGCAAAAAAUUAUCUGGAGAGGCCAACAGCUCACGAAUCGUUACAGUGGCUUUGGAGUAAUUUUGAAGACGUUCUCAAGGGAGAAGUUUUGAA
Messenger RNA from Paraglomus brasilianum, 1038 nucleotides. Lineage: Eukaryota; Fungi; Glomeromycota; Glomeromycetes; Paraglomerales; Paraglomeraceae. The record is from the annotation of a GenBank genome assembly.